This is a messenger RNA of Pundamilia nyererei, 1112 nucleotides long. RefSeq names its product transmembrane protein 130 (gene tmem130). The record is from RefSeq and is a predicted model, not a curated record. Bases 79 to 1023 code for a protein of 314 amino acids. NCBI's taxonomy places the organism in Eukaryota, Metazoa, Chordata, Actinopteri, Cichliformes, Cichlidae. Gene Ontology annotation, cellular component: plasma membrane. The transcript has 9 exons.
GGGUGACGUCACAAGAGGUGUUACACAGGUCAAAGUUCUCAGCUGAACUAACUUCAUACUGUGAGAGGACGAGCAGAUAUGGACGGAAAACACAUCGUGUGGAUGUUGAUGCUUCCCAUACUGGUUCUCCUGGGUGGAACAGAGACUACAGAGUCUUUGAUAGAUUUGAAAAAUAUUGAAGGGAAGCUUGUUUUCUAUCAAAUGGAGGGAAAUGCCACCUACGUGAGAGACAGAGGUGAACUGGCGUCAGAUGUUCCCACAGAGACUAUGUUUGAACUCUUUGAUCCCCAAAAGAAUUUCAGCUCAGCAAAGUUCACCUAUACUUGGGACUUAGGGAACGGACAAGUGAUUAACGGCACUGAGCCGGUUGUCCGCUAUUAUUACCCAGAAUCAGGAAACUACACAAUGUGGUUGAAAGUGGGAGCAAAUGUGACCAAAUAUUCACCUCCGGUGACCAAAGUCUACUCCACAGAGGUUCAAGUGCUUGAUGCCAUCAAGAACAUCGAGCUGAAGGGGCCAUCAGAAUAUGAGGUGUCACAGGACGCCAGUCUGAUUUUUCAUGUUGAUGGAAGUCCUCCCUUAUGGGUUUGCUGGCGUUUUCUCCCCAACUGCAUGCCGGACGUGACAGAGGGCUGCACGCUGACCAUGUUGUAUGACAACAUGUUGAAACUGAACCUCACCUUCGCCUCUGCUGGCUACCACUGUCUGGACAUCAGUGUCCGGAACGAAAUCAGUAAGCUGCAGACCUCCUUCAGCCUCUACGUCAGGAGAAACAAUGGUGCUCAAAUUUUCUUCAUCCUGUCAUGUGCUGCCAUUCUUGUGGCAACGUUCUCCUUCAUCGCAGUCAUCGCCUGUCACCCUCAUCUUCACAGCAAACUUAAGAUUGCUGCUUCCAGUAAUGCCGUAUUUCUGAAGAACCAAGAAUCUGAUGGUCAAAGCUUAAUUCUUUUAAAGCUCUCCAACAUUGAGAAAGCAGAGAAAGAGCCACUCCUGUUGCAAUAUGGGACUCAAGGCCGCUCUUAACCAGCACACUGCUUCUCUUUCUGCCCUCUUAUUGUGGCUGCAUACACAUGUGUUUGGCAAAGAAAAAUCUAAAACUACUAAUAACUGUG